Messenger RNA from Anolis sagrei ordinatus, 1583 nucleotides. Lineage: Eukaryota; Metazoa; Chordata; Lepidosauria; Squamata; Anolidae. The record is from RefSeq and is a predicted model, not a curated record.
UUAAAGUCACAGUUGCCUGCCUGCCUAGUUGCAGUCCUGCAGUCCGCAGAAGAACAGCUCUCUGGUAGCAAUGGCUUCUGUAAAAAGCUUUCAGCUUUGUGAGCCAUGAUACCUGCCUCUAUUGCUUUUCAGCUUGGAUGGGAAGACAAAACAUGUCAGUUUCUUCUCUUUCCCAUUGCCUUUUGGAGCUGAAUGAUAGAUGGGAAUUUUAAAAGCUUUUCCACUGCUCUCUGGACUUUAUCUCAAGAAACUCCCUCUAGCAGCAUGAUUCAUAAGGCUUUCCUACAUCUCACGGAUGAACCUUAAUUCGCAAGAGUCCUCUUCCAACAGACAGAUGUUUAGACGAUCCAUGAUGUUCAACUGCCGACAGUCAUUCACAAUCAGUGUUCCCUGGAAAAAAGGCAAAAAGACUCCAGCGUCCAAUGACAAGGUGAUUUUGAAAAACAUGAAGACAAUCAAUGAAAUGGGUGAAGGACUAAGACAAUGUCUUCCUGCUGGCUCAGGCCCUUCAGAGAAAUUGGAAUCUAGCAUAGUGCAACAGCAUCAGUCCAACUCACUCACCGUAAGUGAUAUUCCAGAAAAAACAGAGUACUUUGCCAUGCUCUCUCAUCAAAAUACCUUGACACCAAAAGAUGAGGUUGUAAAAUCAGGCAACUUGGAAUCAGAAGGUUCUAGCGUCACAUUGCGUGAUGGAGCCAACUCCGAAAAGCGCUUUGUGCUACACAGAAGAGAUUCUUCUUGUGACUCUGGCGUUCUGAGCGCCUCUUCCUCCCCAGUAAUGAUAGCAUGCAAAGACACUGUGAAUGCCUGUCUCUGCAUCUCAGACUGCAAGAAGCCAAUGGAACACCAUGCAGAAGAGAUACAGACUUUUGCAGUUUCCUUGAACAAGGAUGCUGAUUUUCAGGAUACAAAGCAUACUGAGCAGUCCUUUUCGGAUGGUAGCCAAGCAGAGCAUUUGCAGGGUAAAAUUUGCAAAGAGGGGAGUUCCUCCCUCCUUCCCACUAUGUCUGUAGAAAAGAAAAGUUUUCAUGACGAUUACAGAAAUGACAACUUAGAAGAACUGACAUUACCUGCUCAUCCCUUAAGAAGGCAUCCCACAAGUGACAGCUUGGAUGAGUACAUGGACGCUUGCUGUAAGCUGAGUAAGGUCAACCAAGAAAAUGCCAAAGCACGUGGCUCAGGCUUGGGUUACCUAGAGCACAUCUGCCAACUUAUUGAAAAAAUUGGACAGCUACAAGAGCACAAUCUGAAAUUACAGAAAGAAAUCUGUGGUUUACAGAAGGAGCAGAAAACAAGCCAACUAAAGGAGGAGUAUUUUAUACAGCACUGCUCCUGUGGUGCUGCCAGUGUCUUGCUCAGCUCAUACCGAGAAAUGAAAAAUUAUUUUCCUGGUUGGAACAAACUGAACAGCUUACUUAUUCAGAACGGAAAUAUAUCUGACCUCUCUGUUAUUCCGGAAACAGGAGGAAUCAGUGAAAAAAUCAAGCAAAGAGAGGAUCGUGUUUGACAUGUGAAGACUAUGAUGCUAAAACCUGUAAGGUAUUAUUAUAAAAUUGCACAUGAUCUGUAAAAAAGGGAUGUCG